This is a messenger RNA of Zingiber officinale, 2536 nucleotides long. Its product is annotated as primary amine oxidase-like. Gene Ontology annotation, biological process: amine metabolic process. Lineage: Eukaryota; Viridiplantae; Streptophyta; Magnoliopsida; Zingiberales; Zingiberaceae. The coding region runs from base 67 to 2286 and encodes 739 amino acids. The transcript has 5 exons. Gene Ontology annotation, molecular function: primary methylamine oxidase activity; copper ion binding; quinone binding. The record is from RefSeq and is a predicted model, not a curated record.
CACUCAACCACAUCAUCCAAGCUCCAGUUCAGUGAACCGGGCGCUACCAGCUCGAAAACUAGACCGAUGGAGCCCCCUUCCAGCCGCCUGCUCCUCCUCCUCCUCGCCGCCCUUCUUCUCCUCCUCCUCACCCGCUCCACCAUCCACCUCUUCUCCCCUGCCUCCGCCGGCAACCGCCGCGUCGAUCUCCUCGAUUGCACCCGUUUCUCCUUUUGGUGCUCCGCCAAACACCGUCCCUCUUCCUCCAGCACAUCGCCGUCCUCCGAUUCGCGCGGCCGAGGCCACUCGAACGCCGUUCCCAUCCACCCGCUCGACCCGCUGACCGUCCGGGAGAUGAACUUGGCGCGAUCCCUCCUGCUCGCGCAGCCUCCAUUCUCCAACGCCCCCUCCGCCGUCGCCUUUCACUCUCUCUCCCUCGCCGAGCCCGACAAGUCCGCCAUCGAGGCCUGGUCCAACGGCGGCCCCUUCCCCUCCCGCCGCGCCGCGGCGGUCGCGCGCUUCGAGGGCAAACCCUACGCUUUCGAAUUCGAUCUCGAUUCCGGCGCCGUAACCGCUCUCCCGGUCCCGGCCUCCGGCUAUCCCACGAUGAACAUCGACGACAUGAUCUCCUCCACCGUGGCGCCGCUAGGUGACGCGGCCUUCAACCGGACCGUCGUCGCUCGCGGAGUCCAGCUCGCUGACCUCGCCUGCCUCCCGCUGUCGCUGGGGUGGUACGGAUCGGCAGAGGAAGGGAGGCGGCUUGUGAAGGUGCAGUGCUACACGGCGGAGGGCACGGCCAACUUCUACAUGCGACCGAUCGAGGGGCUGACGGUACUGGUGGACAUAGACACGAAGGAGGUGGUCGAGAUUUCCGAUCGGGGACGGGAUAUUCCGAUCCCCAAGGCAGAAGGGACCGAUUACCGUUACGGGUCGGUGGACGGCGGCGGCAGCGGCGGAGGAGGGGGAUUGCCUCUGAGGCCGAUCUCGAUCGAGCAGCCGGCAGGGCGAGGGUUCGAGGUGGAAGGCGGUGAUGGGGGUCACGUGGUGCGUUGGGCCGGAUGGGAGAUGCACGUGCGAGCGGACGCCCGGGCCGGAGUGGUCAUCUCGCAGGCGAAGGUGCGAGACCCGGAGACCGGGGAGUGGCGCGGGGUUUUGCACCGCGGCUUCGUGUCCGAGCUGUUCGUGCCGUACAUGGACCCCACCGAGGCCUGGUACUUCAAAACCUACAUGGACGCCGGCGAGUACGGCUUCGGGUUGCAGGCCAUGUCUCUGGUGCCGCUUAACGACUGCCCGCGUAACGCCUACUACAUGGACGGCGUCUUCGCCGCCGCCGACGGCCGGCCCUUCGUCCGCGAGAACAUGGUUUGCAUCUACGAGAGCUACGCCGGCGACAUCGCCUGGCGCCACUCCGAGAGCCCCAUCACUGGCUUGCCGAUCCGAGAGGCGAGGCCAAAAGUGACGCUCGUGAUCAGGAUGGCAGCAUCGGUGGCCAAUUACGACUAUAUCAUCGACUGGAUUUUCCAGACGGACGGACUGAUACGUGCUCAGGUUGGGCUCAGCGGCAUUCUAAUGGUGCGAGGAACCCAGUACUCUCACCUGAACCAGUUCCCCGCCGACGAUGACUCCUACGGGACCAUUCUCUCAGAGAACGUCGUCGGCGUCAUCCACGACCAUUUCAUCACCUUCCACCUCGAUCUCGACAUCGACGGCACCAACAACUCCUUCGUCCGGGUCGACCUCGAACGCCAAGACACCGGCCGCAAGGAGUCUCCGCGAACCAGCUACCUCAAGGCCACUCGCCGCGUCGCCCGGACGGAGAAGGAAGCGCAGAUCAAACUCAGUCUCUACCAGCCAGCCGAGUUCCACGUCAUCAACCCCUCGCGGACCACCAGGGUCGGCAACCCCGUCGGGUACAAGGUUGUUCCGGCCGGCACAGCCGCCAGCUUGCUUGACCCUGACGAUCCCCCGCAACGCAGAGGCGCAUUCACCAACAAUCAGAUUUGGGUUACACAAUUCAACAAGACAGAAGAAUGGGCUGGAGGACUAUUUGUGUACCAGAGCAAGGGAGAUGACACACUGGCCGAAUGGUCGGAGAGAGAUCGGCCGAUUGAGAACAGGGACAUAGUUUUGUGGUACACGAUGGGAUUCCACCAUAUUCCGUGCCAAGAAGACUUCCCGGUCAUGCCAACCGUGUCGGCGAGCUUCGACCUCAAGCCGGUGAACUUCUUUGAGCGCAACCCGAUUCUCAGUGCGCCACCCCACUUUGCCAAGGACCUCCCCGUUUGCACUGCUGCAGAACAAGAGUAGACUGAAAUCCGAGCAGCCUUCUCUCCUGUGAAAAAAAUAAGACACGGUCAAGCCGUUCAGCUUUGUUGGGAUGGUGAUUCAGAAUUGCCAUGAAUUGUGUUAUCGCCAUUGGGAGAUCCAUGUGGACCUACCCGUUACGAGUCUUGUGGCGUCCAAAGUUGGGCCGCAUUGUGAAUUAUUUAGUUUGACUUAUCCCAAAUAUUGGUUAAGGAGUGACUCAAACCUAAGGAGUUUGGAAGGUUUUAUUUUA